CCACUUGGAGGCGUCUGGAGCCGAAGCCUGGAGCCAGCCAGGGCGCUGAGAGGGCUGGAGACUCGCCACCACGCCAGGGCUGCUGAGGUCACGGUCGCCGGGGCCCGAGGGCACCUGCUCGCGGUUCCGCCCGCUCUCUGAUAAUUGUGCGGGAGGCUGGACUCGCAGCGGCGACGGCGACGACAGCAGCAGCAACAGCGAGGACUGGAGCAGGGGCAGCAGCAGCAGCAGCAGCAGCAGCAGCAGCAGCCACACCAGCCGUGACACCAUGGAUCUGUCUUUUAUGGCCGCUCAGUUGCCCAUGAUGGGAGGAGCGUUCAUGGACUCAUCCAAUGAGGACUUCAGUACCGAGUACUCCCUGUUUAACUCCCCUGGCAAUGUCCACUCGACGUCCAACGGCCACGGCCAGCCUGAGGAGUCUCCUCGCUCCUCCAACGAUGCUGUUCUGCUAUGGAUUGCCAUCAUAGCAACACUGGGGAACAUAGUGGUGGUAGGGGUGGUGUAUGCCUUCACCUUCUGAGGAUGCUGAAGCUGUGGGGAUGCCCCUCCCACUCUGGACUCACCUAGUAAGGUUUUUCAUGUGGCUCCAUCUUUCUCCCAGAUGCUGGAGACACCUAUGUUCUUGAAUGGUCCCUGGAGGGGCAGGCACCAUACAUCUGUAAUUUCCUCCAGGCAGAUCGGGUUUAGCAUAUUCCAUGUUGAGGUUGAGCUCAUUCAAGACACCUUGAAGUUGGUGCUUUCAGCUCCUAAAAGCUUGAUGGCUUGAGUCCUUCAAACAGCAGACUGAAAAAUUCUUGAAGUUUCGGUCAGUCCCAGAAUGAUGGUUUUGAACAUCCUAUUGGGUGGGAAAAAUGCAGAUCUGGUUUGGUGACAUUUUCUUAGCAGUCAAUUAUCACUGUAUGUCAUAUUUUUUUUCUGCAGACUUUUUGAACCCAGUAUGUGGGUACUGGGACAAGAAGAACUUUCACAAGUUAGAAUUCCUACCUUUUAAUUUUAUGUCCCACCCCUCGGGACACUGACUGCGAUGUUGUAAGGUCGCAGAGUGUUGAGAAAUUGACUUGUAAAUGAUACUUUGUCACCAGACACUUGGUCCCUUGCAGACUCCAAAUGCAUUAGAAAACCCAGACACUGGAAUGAACUUUCUGAUCUUUGUAAGAAAAGCAGAAGACGUCUUCACAUUUUAGAUCGUCCAGGCAGUUAGCAUUCUCUCCUCCGAGGAUGAUUUAAUCAUGUCCCCCUCAUCACUGGACAGAUGUCAGGGGCAGGGGCCUGAUGAUGGUGUGGUAAGAUAAUGAAGGAGUCAGCGCUGAGUCUGACCUCCAUCCUAGCCAAGUUCUCUAGUGAGCCCGUCCCCACACCACCCCAGCAGCUGAGGCGCAGAGGGAAUCAGGAGAUGUUCAGUCUGGGCAUUUACAGGUCAUCUGGUCUCUGUGCUGUAAAUUGGUUUAGCUGCUGUGCCCUCCGUCACAGGUUUGAUUCCCCACACCCCUCAGUGUAUCCAGCCAUACUUGCAAAUGCUUUGGGGGAAGCUGUUAGUACAGAGAACUGGCCCAACCUUUGUUGCCAAGAAGUAGGGGCAUAGAGUGUCUUCUGAGCCUCCUAGAAUCCUCAGCAGGGCAGGACGCUGGGCUGACACUCAGCUGUUGUGUGUUGGGCAUGGAAGUUGUGGGAUGUUUGCUCUGGCUUCCUGCCUCCUCGUCACACCCCUGAGCCUUUCCCUGUGCCGAGGGUGGGGCACUCUCAUGAGAGAACCCAAGCCAGCAUUGGGAACGGGAGUGUGCUGUGACCCAGUGCUAUCUGAGUGCCUCUUGGGAGCUGCAGCUGGUGGUCUGUCCCCUACCUUAUCUCCAUGGAGAUGGCAGGUUGGGGAAGGAUCUGUGUCUGCUGUACUGAGAGACAGGACAGGAAAGCUAAGGACAGCUUCUAGCCUUGUAAGCAUGUCAGUGCUUUUACACACACACACACACACACACACACACACACACACACAGGCACACAGGCACACACAGAGAGAGAGAGAGAGAGAGAGAGAGAGAGAGAGAGAGAGAGAGAGUCAGAUGACAUCUUUCCUGCUCUCCUAGAUCAGACAGAGUGUUACAUUGUAGACAGUGUUACAUUGUCACGGACAUGGGAAUCCCCUUGCCAACCUGGCAUCAACUGGUCACAUUCUGCCCUCCUAUUUGCUCCAGUUUCCUAUCUGAACUUCCUCACCACAGAUAACAGUGAGGAACAAAUGACAGGUCCCAGCCAGAGUAGCCAAGGUGCAGCCCACUGUCCUUCCUGCCUCUGCUUGGCUCUGUCUUGGUCAUCAGCUAAGGGACGAGCAGGCCUGAGCUCAGUGCUUGAGUGUUGUGAGCAGGCAUGGUGCUAGAUUUUUAUGCACAGCCUUCAUCCUUCCAUCACCUCAUAGCAGCAAGGUCCGUCGUGCCCAGAAAGGAACCAGAGGCCCAAAGAAGUGGAGUAACUUCCGUCAGGCCACACAGUGUAGAAGCGAGGAUCCUCUCUCUCCACUGAGGUACAUUUGAACAGGACUUGAGUCAUCAUAAGGUGUUUCCCAAGGUAUCCCAGCUUGGGAUGGCUCAGACCAUCAGAAUGGGACAGCUUCGGCUUUGUCUACACCCCAGGGAUAAUGAACCUUCCCCCACCACUUAAAAUCGACCUUCAAUCUCCAUGUAGGUCUCCAAGAAGGGUUCCCGAAGUAGGGUUUCUUGGUCACAUGUAUAAGGGGCCCCCAGCAAGGCUUGCAAGCCCCAAGGAACUGCACAUUAGGAAGGUUUCAGUGACCAGCACUGCAGUCAGAUUGUGUAGCAAGCUGACCCAAGCUGGGGUACAGUCUUUCUGUGAGCCCCAAAGCUCUCCAGAGCAGAGGAUAGCAUCUUCUUGGGGACCCCAGCUAGUACCCCAUUGCCUUCUCCCUAGGUAAGGCGGGUCCCAGAGCCCCUUUAAUUUGACAGGAAGGCCCUUACCUUUUGGGUAUCUGACCCUUGGAGAAGUGCUGCCCUUGCUGAAAUGUUCCCUGUGGUCCAUGAAAUCCAAUUAGAGGAACUUAUGAGUUCCUUUUCUGCCUUGCCCAGAGAGGCCACUGUCCCUCCUUGUAUGCGUUUCUAGGAUCCCAAGGAUCAGGAAAUGGGGCAGGUCAGUGCCACACAGCCAGAGAGGCAGUAUGCCAGCUUCUGGUCCUGGCUAGGAUGCUUGUCCACUGACUAGGAUCUGUGUGGGAGCUAGAGCCACACACGCAGCUGAAUAUGUGAUCUGGGCAUUGUGGCCCUCUCCUGCAGGGGUAUGGCCACCCUUUGUCAUCAAUGGGUAGUAAAAUGGCCUAUCUCUCCUGCUGCAGCCAGUCUUGCCUAUCUCUCCUGCUGCAGCCAGUCCUACUUACAAGAUCAUAUAUUUCCCAAGUCGGGACCAAGGAGGAGCAGUCAGAGACCAACUGGCACAUGGGCACCUGUGCCAAGCCCUCCUAGCCUCUUUCCUCCAGGGCCACUCUGUGCAGGGUCUGGAGGAGAGAGAGGGUGCUAAGCUUCAGCUGAGAGCCCCGAGGUACAGAACACAGGCUCGGUGGGGCUCCUUGAAGAAACCGGGGGAUGAAAUUAUGAGCUCUGGUUACCCCUUGUGCAACCUCCUGAGAUCAGAGCUUGAGCAAGACCUGGUAUGGGGGAGGGAGGGAGGGAACCACAAAACCCACAGGGCAGAGGGCAAUGCACAUCACUACCAGCGUGACAAAACCCUGCCAUCACUCAGGACAGAUGGAGGCUACACCUGGAACACAAGUCUGCAUGGUUGGGCCUGGCUCACUGUGGGUGCCGUCUGUGGUUUACUGAUGGGAAAUAAAACCCAAGGGCCGAAAAGUUGCUCAGUGGGUAGAGCAUGAGAACCCUGAGUUCAGAUCCUCAGAGCCCACAUUAAAGUAAAACCAGCUCUGGGAGGAGGGGGGAAGAUAGGCAGGUUCAGGGGGUUCGCUGGCCAGCUACUAGAACCAAAAAAGAUGAGCUCUGGUUCCGUGAGAGACGAUGGUUCUUCUUUUGUUUGCUUUGAGUUUUGUUUUGCUUUUUUAAAUGGUGAGUGGAUAAAUGAUUAAGGAGGAUCCUUGAUGUCAACCCCUGGUCUCCACAUGCAAGCAAGUACAAGUACCUACACAUGUACAUGUGUGCACACAUGCACACGUAGACAAGAUAGAGAGAGAGAGAGGGAGAAGGAAAUCCAGGUGACUCAGGCCUUUCCGAGGACAAGCUUGAGCACAGUAGUGUCCUCAUGACUGUCAAGGCCACAUCAUUGGGGAGACAUCGUCUCAACCUCCCCAUCUUUCUGCCGAUGGCUGCCUCAAAAGCAUUUCGGAUCUGCUUUUCCAUGGGGCUAACUCCCAGCCGAUGUGCGUUCAGCGUGCAUUGGCCACAGGGUACUUCGGAGCGAGCCCUGGUUCUUCAUGGAGCCCUCUGUCUGGUGGAGUAGCCCAAGUCUAUGUCUGCCUCCUGUGGUCUUUCUUGAUUUUUUUUUAAGACUUGCAGCCUGUAUGAGACCUCAUGUGACUGAGGAUAGCUGUGCUUUCCACCCAAAACAAAAUCAUACACUUAAAACAUUACGAGUUUGCUUUUUCUUUUGUCCUUUGUAACUCAGUUGCUCAGUUUGGGGUGGGAACUUUGCAGAUGGUGUCACUGUGCUGAAAUGUCAAAGCAUAAGACCUGAGAAUCAUUGGCAUUUGCAGUUCAAUGUACUGUUAUUACAUUACCAAUCGUUCUGUGUGCAGGCUUGCCAAGAGGGCAUGGAUGCCCAACCUCAGGUGGGUUUGAGGGCAUUGCCAGGUGGGCUGAUCUGUAGAAGAGCAGAGUCUUGUCCCCAGAUUUCCCACCAGAGAAUUCCCGUGAUUCUUCAUUUCAGGCGCCAUUGUUCCCCAGGGGACAUUUGGCAAUGCCUAGAGAUCAUUCUUGUCUCGGGUUUACAGAGGAGUGCGGAGGUCCUGCCUCUAGAGGGUGGAGGCCAGAGGUGCUGCUCAUCCACACACACAGGAUGGACCCUAUGGCUGAGUGCUACCCAGCCCCCAAAUGCCAACGGCACCGAAGAUGGGAGACUCCAUCAGACCUCAGAGUCCAAAUCGAUGGGGAGUUUUCCAAAGCUGCACCCGUCAUGUGUGAGUCAGAUCACACGUGGGUCAGAGAAAAUCAGAGCACAGAGGCUGCUCAAGGUGAGAGAAUGUCAGCCAUGUGACUGCUCCCUGGGUGGAGAUGACCCUACGAUACAGCCAGACUGCUGAGGCUGAGCCUGCCUCCCACCUGUGACUCUGUCCAGGACCUCUGAGGCCUGCCUCUCACCAGGGCACCUGAGAAACAUGAUCAGUGGAGAGCUCCUGAUGGGGACAGGAACAGCAUCUGACAAAUCCAGGUCUCCUUUCUGACCCUCUGUGUCCCCCAGCCCUGCUCGCCAAAGCUGCAGACAUUCUAACUCUUUCUUCUGUCUAACUCUUUCCGGAAUUCUUACCCAUCACCUGCUGCUCACGGAUUCCAGCCGUUCACCAGGAGAGCAUCAGCCAAGCUUCUGUGUUUGUGACGAUUGCUUAGCCAGCUUGUAAAUGUGACAUGGAGGUACUUUAACUGUUGUUCUGGGUCCCUGCUGCCCAGGCACCUGGUUCUCUGUGUAUUACUGGCUUCUAUUUUGCAGCAGAAAGGUUCUUUGCUGAUGUAAGAUUAACGUGUGCUCUCUUGAAGGUAUGAUGGUGACACUUCCCUGUGUUAGCUUUCUUGCUAUGGUUGUCAUUUUCUAUUUCAAUUAAACAAAAGGAAGAUUUAACUCUG
This is a messenger RNA of Mus musculus (house mouse), 5786 nucleotides long. RefSeq names its product RIKEN cDNA D430019H16 gene. Lineage: Eukaryota; Metazoa; Chordata; Mammalia; Rodentia; Muridae. The coding region runs from base 269 to 520 and encodes 83 amino acids. The record is from RefSeq and is marked validated. The transcript has 2 exons.